AUGCAGCAAAAUCUACACGAUAAUUUUAAUCUGCACAAAAAAUUAAAAGAAACCUCAGGCAUUUACAAAGAACCAAAUCAUUCCUUUCUUGUUAACGAGAACAAUGAAGAUGUAUUUGACACAAAUGUGAAAAAGAAGAUUUGGGUAAGAUAUAUAUCCGAUGCCUUUAGUGACAGCAUCAGACCAAACGAGAUACCACUGCCACAAACAGUAUCCGGGACACCGAUAAGUAGAGAUGAAGUAGUAUCUGCGCUCAACAGCAUGAAAGAAAGAAAAGCGGCAGGACCAGAUGGAGUGCCGGUUGAAAUCUUAAAACUAAUCGGUGGUGACAAUAUUCAAGUUCUGGUGCAACUCUUCAAUUAUGUCUAUGAUACUGGAACGUGCGCUCGCGAUAUAAAAUGUAGGCACAUGAUGUCGUCACUCACUAUGAAAGGGAAAGUCAUAGAAGACGGUCGAGCUUAUGAAGUGUAUACUUCUCAAAAAGAAAUAGAAAAAAUUCAGAAAAAACUCAACGAUGAAGUGUUAGUGAAUUCGAUAGUAAAAAAGUUGGAGAGGGGUAAUGCAUCAGCGCAGCCGAUUUUGAUUGAUACUGCAUCGUUCAAUCGGGAGGAACUGCAGGAAUACAUUGCCAUCUCCAAGAAAAUCGAGCGCCUCGUGCAGUUAAACAAAUAUUGUCAAUCGCUUAAUAAUCCAACACCACUGAAAGCCAUUAUGACUCAAGCGGAGCUUUUUGAGUGCUCAUUUGAUAAUGACCGUUUUUAUAUGCCGCUUGAGGACGAGGAAAUAUUUGGUCCACGCCAAAUUACUGAUCUGGAUGCAUCAAAUAGCAGUGAGAAUACCACGCAGUGUAAUGAUGAGCAUGUAAAUGCAGAUGCCGGACCAUCGCGCGGUGCUACUCCCAACAAAUUACCUUGUACGGGCAGUGUAAUCGAAAGUUUUAACACACAAAUGUCAGACUCCUUCGGUUCACCGCCUCCACCGUAUCAGGAACUCGAUUCAGCCAAAUCAUGUUGUGAAAAGACAGAACCAGAGGUUUCCACCAGCAGCACCGAAGAACUGCGAAGAAACAAUGAACAGUGUGUGGUUGAGAAGCAAAAGCCAAAAGAAAAGACACAUAAAUCGAAGGAUCAACUUAAGUCUGCUCCACCAGUACCGCCAACGACAACGUCGAAAGGCAAGAAAUCACCAAAUCGUCCACGCAAAUCAAAUGUUAAGCAAUUGGUGCAACUGUUCGACUCAAAAAUAUCCCAAUUGAUGUGUCAUGACUUGACCGAGAAAAAAGAUUCUAAAUCGUCGAUUGCAGAACUAGCCUUGAAUAAGUCCCAGCAAGUUGAAGAGUUGUAUAUUAGCAAGCUGACUGUUGUGCUCAAGCCGACUCCAAAACAGGGUAGUUGUUUACCAAAGCAACGUGUUGCUCCACGACCACUGCUACGUAAAUUGCGAAAGCGCUGCCGUGACACAGUAACCUCGAUGUUCUUCGAUACGUAUAGACCACCAAAGAAAAUACAUCGCACUUGGAUCGAAGACUUCCAGCCAAAGGCGAUCAUUCGGUAUUUGCAGAUUGGUUUGCUCUGCGAUUGGAUCAUAAAGAAAUAUAGUGUCAGUUUUGAUAUCACCACCGUAGAAAGCAGUGAGGAUUCUUUCAGAAAUGCUGGCGAAAUAAAUACCGCGAAAUUUUUAGUCAAAUUGAAAUUGAAGCCACCCGAAAAUGAGCUUCAGAAAUCGCACGAUCACAAUUCGGCCGCCUUGAGCGAACAUCAGUUGCGUGUGCAGGCCUCACUGCAGCGUCUCAACAUCCCCGACUGGUUCCGACAAUACAAUCAGAGCACAUCACGUUCGCCGGAAGGUAAUACGGCUGCUUACAAACCGGGUAAUUUCACGCGCAAACGCACCACAGAGUCUGGCCGUUGGGCGGGACUCAACUCGAAAACUACAUCACUCAGUUCACUUGGCUCACAGCGUUCCGAUCGCAGUCCACUAUUGCUCAGUCCCUCGGCGCAUAGUCAUCAUGGUGGACAGGUGGCGCAACAGCCUGGUGCCACCACCACGAGCGCUUACGGCACAGGCGGUGGUGCAGGCGCAUUUUCACGUUGGUCCACCUCGCAUUUGAAUUCGUCACAAACAUCACCCAGCGUGUCGCAACGUGGCUCCUUCACACGUGGCGGUCCAAUCAACUCCAGUUUCAUAUCGGUGGCUAGCGGACAAAGUAGUGUGAUAAGAAGUUCCUACCGGCAGCCAUAUUUGGGUUGGCGCAGUACGGAGAAGUUGUCACAGCGCACUCCCCAUGAACGCUUGGCUUCGUCAUUAAUCGCGCAACAGCAACGCACAUCGCCCACACAAAGAAAUGCUAGCGGCGCCGCGAACGGUGACAAUGGCAAAUUGCUGCCAGUUACACCGGAAAUACAGAGCUCCAUUAAGGAGGUCACAUCGGCGAUUGUGCAUUAUGUCAACGAUCAGACGCAACAACAACAGCGCAGUAGAUCGGCGAGUCCCAACUCGAGAAAAUGUUGGCUUGAAUCCUCAUUUGUUGGUAUACGCCCACUGGACUCACCACAAACACCGGUCAUCGAGAAUACAGCAACAGCAUUUAGUAGCGCUACCAACACCAACAACAGCGUCAGCAGCAGCCAGUACAACAACUACAAUUAUAAUUACAAUUACAAUACGAAUAAUUCAUCAUCAAAUACAUUAACGGCAAUAACAACACCAAAUAGUGUUGGUGGCAUUGGUAUUACCACAGCGAUCACCACAAAUCCACAUGUGUUACGCAUGAACGGCCUUAGUAUCGUUGGCGGUGCGCCAGAACGCUCGUUGAGCACCGCAUCGCUAGAAGAUGUCUUAGCCUCACUAUUAGGACUGCCAUCGUCGUCAGCGUCAAGUGGUGGAGUGCAGGGCGUGAACGUGGGCGCUGGUGCGGGUGCAGGUGUAGGCGCUAGCGUCGGCGUCGGCGUCAACGUCAACGCGGGGCCAUCCUCCACAAGUGAACCGUACGCUAGGUCCACGACGACAGGCGAUUCAGCUAGUCAGUCUCUGGUCACUUUCCGUCAUAUGCCACAGCAGCUACAGCAGCCACAAAACCCCCAGUCCCAGUUACAACUACAACAAUCCCAACAGCAACUCUUAGCGCAACUACAGGCCGAGCAGCAACGCUUGCGGCGACGCAGUGAGGGCGAUGCACCGCAACAACAAAAACAACAACAACCAUCACUCCACAACCAAAAUGCCAAAACCAACUCGUCAGUCAGCAACACCAUCGGUCUACCGACGCACACCAACGCUGGCAACCACCCAGCCGACAGCAACGCGACCGUUAUCGGUGGAGGCGGAACUGGAAGUGGCAGCGGUGUCAUCGGCACCGGGAACGCCACUUUGUCGACGCGCCGUGUCUCGCUCGGCGACAGUUCCGAGUCCAAUAACAAGACCACAUCCGAGUUGCAGAUCAAGUGCCGCAACACCAAGUGCGAUCGUAGCGCCACGCCCGCGGACGCCAAAAAGUAUUACAAGUCAUGCCACAAUUGUACCCAUUUAUAUUGUUCGCGUGAAUGUCGACGCGCCCAUUGGGAGAAACACCGCAAGGCAUGUCUGCACUCACGUGCGUCGAAUUUGUGCCGCCAAGUGUUAGCCACAUGCAAGGACGAUGUGGACUCGCAACGCCAUCUCAGUUUAUUGGCACGCAAAGGCUUUCUGUCACAGGGUCGCGGUGUUGUGCGGGUGCUCUUCCGUUCCGCCGAGGCGGCUGAGAGUUUCAUCAAGCACGGCUUUCAGUGUAUGGGCGAGGCGUCCUAUGUGCGUUGGCCCGAUCUGAUGCCCGCCGAAAUGGGUCUCGAGCUGUACUCGGAAUUGCUUAAGCUGAGCACCGAAUACAAGCCUGACUCGAAGAUGCUCAUCUAUGUGGCCAUAUGUGUGGUCAGCGAAGCGCCGGGCAUGGGACAGGCGCCAGUACGCUGGGAACGCCAGCUGGUCUCGCGUUGUGCCAAACUGAAACUCUGCAAGAGCAUCCUAGCCGAGCUGGAGCAACAGCUACAGGCCCUCCAACAACAACAGCCACAGCCACCGUUAACUGUGGUGGCUGUGCCAGAACCCACCACCGAGAUACUCAUACUCACAUUCAAUCCCAGCUUACGUUCGAAUGCCAAUCAAGGCGAACUAAUACUCUCAAAUAUAUUGGAUAUAUUGUCAAGACGUGGCGUACUAUUACGCAAACAUUACCCAGAGAUUUAUCAGCGCCUACAAACCUACACCGAUGGACAAACAGAGAAAUUCAAUCCGGUAACACUACAUCCGCGUGACUCACAAACAGGCAAGAGCUUCGUCUGCAUCAUUAUGCCAGUACAUUCGUCCGACAGCGACGUUAUCAAGUUGCCGUCUGCGUCGGAUGGCGGCAACCGUGUGACCACCAUUGAUGUUGGCUCACCAGCAGCUUUGGCACAACUUGAUGACGACGAGCUGCUUACCCGAUCUACGAGUUGAUUUUUAAAAAGCAAUGGUCGAGGCAGUACAAAGAAACGCUCAUCAUCGGCGGGCGCUGCCAAUUCGACGGCGUCGGAUUUGUUAUUAUUGACAGCAACAGCGGAUGGAGCCGCCGGCUCUUUAACGUUGGAGAGCACGCGUAUGUAGAGUGUGGGUGUGGGUGUGGGUGCGGAUGUGGAUGAGACUGGAACUAGUUUGCGGUCGUAUCGGAUCGAAGUAUGCAGCUUGUAUAGUAAUUAAGAAAGUUUAUUGUAAUACUUAUAACUACAUACAUACACACACAUACGUAUAUAUAGUCUUAUAAUCAAUCUCUCUUAUAGCCUGAAAUACGCAUACAAAGAUGCUUCCCUUUUCGCUACACUUGAAAA
Molecule: messenger RNA, 4838 nt
Organism: Anastrepha obliqua
Lineage: Eukaryota; Metazoa; Arthropoda; Insecta; Diptera; Tephritidae
Exons: 7
Coding region: 1-4470 (1489 amino acids)
Biological process (GO): cell-cell junction organization
Cellular component (GO): apical junction complex; plasma membrane
Source: RefSeq, a predicted model, not a curated record